Molecule: messenger RNA, 3595 nt
Organism: Epinephelus fuscoguttatus (brown-marbled grouper)
Lineage: Eukaryota; Metazoa; Chordata; Actinopteri; Perciformes; Serranidae
Gene: ankrd33aa
Product: ankyrin repeat domain 33Aa
Exons: 5
Coding region: 323-1672 (449 amino acids)
Molecular function (GO): protein binding
Source: RefSeq, a predicted model, not a curated record
GAGCAUGUUGCCUGACUUAGGACAGCAGAGUCUAUGUUGGGACCAGGACGGAUUGCCAGCUGAUGAAGCAACCUAACUGGCUGGUAGGAGAGAUGGAGGGAGGGGGAAGGCAUUCAGCUAGUGUCAGUUUGGGAAACUUUAACUUAACCAGUUUCUACCAAGAGCCAACAGGAAUACAGGAGGUCCAAGAUAUGAGGAUGGUUUAACUACUGAGAACAAGUAAAAAAAGAAGAGGACUAACCCAUGGCUGGAUUGUUUUAGGAUGUGGGUGAUGUGCAGAAGACCUGACACCCAGGUGUGAACCCAGGCAGAAGGGGGUCCGAUGGCCACUGCAAAUUAUGACCCCGACUUGGGCGAAGGCCCGUCCGAGGACUUGGAUAGCCUCCUGGAUGAUUCUGAGUCAGGGAGUUUGCUUUCUGAAGACUCAGUGCUUCCUGACUAUGACAGGGAUGAAGAGUGUAAAGAGCCAGCUAAAACACUGUAUGAGGCCUGUAGUAGGAAUGACCCCAACUCCAUGCGCAGGAUCCUGGAGCGAGGAGUCACUAAGGACGAGGCUAUGGAGCUGGACAUCAAUGGCCGGAAUGGACUGAUGCUGGCUGUGGUCAAGGGAUACGUAGAUAUUGUCACCAUGCUGCACACAUGUCCACUUAUAGACAUCAAUCACCAAGAUAAUGAUGGCAACACUGCCCUCAUGAUUGCUGCUCAGGCAGGUUUCAUCACCAUUCUGAACUUUAUUCUAAACUAUUACUCUGGUGUGGACACCGAGGUCAGGGAUCCCCGUGGCUUCACAGCCCUCAUUAAGGCAGGUCUGCAGGGCCGAGCAGAGUGUGUGUCCGCCCUGCUAAUGCAUGGUGCAGAUAUGAAUGCAAUGGACUUGGUCCAAGGGAGAGGGCUAAAGGACUGGGUCCUCAGGACAGGAGGGUUUGAGACUCUUAACAGAAUACGCCGCCUGCAGGCUCAUUGUGUCGCUGAGCAGUUCUGUGAAAGCUACAUUCCUGAGUGGCCUGAUCUGAAGCAACUGGUAGCAAAGGCCACUGCCGCCAAAACAGCCAGCCAGAAGCUAAGGCAGCGCUUAAAAGACAGCAUUACUUUCAGUUUCCCUCAAGACCCUCAAGACAAUGGGGUCAUGGACCAUAUGGUGCGGAUGACCACAAGCAUCCACAGCCCCCUGAUAGUCACUGGUUGCCAUCCACUCUGUCCCACUAGCCCCCCAGAAAUUGGCAAGCGACGAUGGGCUGUCCCUGAACUGCUUGAAAAGCAUGGCAGCAAAGAGUUGGAGGAGAGCACAGUGUCCCACAGCAAAGGCCCAAUCAUCACCUCAGCUUCUCCCACUGCUGUGUCAGCCGCCUCUGUGUCUCUGACCUCCUGCUGCCAGGACUCAGAGCGCAGGGACAGCAUGCCAUCAGGUGGCAUGAAAAGCUUCAUUCCCCGCAGCAUAGCACACAGGAACAGCAUCUUCCCCUCAGGCUGUAUUCCUAAGAUUGAAGUGACAAAAUCUGGGGAGCCCACUCCAAAGAAGGAGAAAAAGAAGAAAAGGCAGAAGGGCUACCUGGAGCCUCCUGUCUGGAAGUACAAGGAGGCCAAGGAGGAGAGAAAGAAGGAGAAGAAGAAUCAAGAAAAGGAAAAAGAGCAAGAGAAAAAAAACAAGGGGUCUAAACAAAGCCACAAAUGAGGAAGUCUUCUCUUUUUCUCAGAGAAUUUCACUGUGAUAAAGUCAGGCAGGAGGGAUCAGCAUGCCAUUACAGUGAGGACAGUUUUACUAAGGAAUUGCAAAACCAGUUUGGAAGUGUGCAGCUGGUAAUUAAACACUGAUGGAUUGGAACUUGGGCUUGGGAUGAACAUGAGAAAACUGGAGUGACUUGAAUUUGCUGGAUACAAAGUAUUUAUGUAAACCAAAUGUUAUUUGGUUUUGGAGAUAUAUGCUGACAUGUCUUAGCAUGGCUGUUUCUCAUUUCAGCGUCUACCUGGUGGUAGAUUAAGUCUCACAGAGAUGCAAAAUUACACUGAUUGCAGACAUCUGUCGAUGACAUAAUUUUGUUUUGAAAACUUUAUUUUACCAAUCUGUGUAUUGUGAAUAACGUCCAAGUAGCGUGCUAUCAUGGUAUCCAACUGCAAAGUAGCCAAAGCAAUAGCAAAUACUAUACAUACAGCACAUAACAGCAAUGGCCUUCAGCAAAUAAAUGUAUGUUAUAGUUAAUGAAAAAGACUGUGAUGUUGAAUGGAGGAAAAAGAUAACACAUCAUCAGACUAUGUGCUGUGCUCCUCUACAACACAGGCUCAAAGAGACAGUGGUUACUUUUCGUAGGACCAAGCAAUGGGGGGAAUGUGUCGGCACCCAACUAUUUUGAGAUUCAUAAACUCUUGUUACUUUUUCCACUCUGCAAUAGGAGUAAUGCUGUUGGCACAGCAAAGAAACUAUUUGUGCAUAAUGUUGCUCAGGAAGUUUUUUGUUAUAUGUUGGGCAUUAUACUUUUAAGGGAAAGUCUGGAUCUUUUGAAGUGGGGUUGUAUGAAGUACUUAUCCAUAGUCAGUGUGUCACAUAUCAGAAUCAGAAUCAGAAAUACUUUAUUGAUCCCUGAGGGGAAACUAUUUAUGUUACAUAUAGUAGAUGUCUGUUGGCACACCACCAGUUUGAGGAAGCAGGCAGGAGUACUGUACUGUGGAGGGGUCAAAAAAUCCAUAUGAGUUUGUACGCUUGUGUACACUAUAUUUAGAAUAUUACUAUACUUUACAGACAGUGAUUUCCAUUUACAUCGCUCUCUGUAAAGCCAGACUCCAUUGAGAAAAACAGUAAUUUUACAAUGCUCAAUACAGGAGCUAAUGGGCUAACACUGCCUCAAUCAGCUAAUUGUGUGACUUCACUGAAUUCAAACUAACAAUUUUAAAUGCCAAACCCACACAAUACCUGUAACUAACUAGCUGAUUGAGGCAGCAGUAGCCCAGCAGCUCCCUUCUUAAGCGAGCUAAAAUUAAUGUUUUUGCCAAGGGAGUUUGGUGGCUUUGACAAGAGCAUGGAAAGGCAAGGUGCGGCAAGGUAAAGUGGUGAAAAUAUUCUAAAUAUAGCAUACCCUUAAAGUGUUCCGGAUUAUUUUAGGUGGCUUAAAUACGUUUUGCUGCCAACCCCGUCCACAGCAGUACAUUGCUUAGCCUCUUUAGCGGUACUCUUGCCUGCUUCUCCAAACUGGGGUGUGUGCCAGCUGACAUCUACUGUAUGUAAUACACUGACUACCUCAUGCAACCCCACUUCAAAAGAUCUAAACUAUCCCUUUCACCACCUGUCAAGGCAAGAAAUGUAUUUUGGGGUCCAGCUUGCAUUGGGGCGUUCUGUACAUAGAUCAACUUGGUACUUGAUAAAAUCAUAAGUAAUAACUCAGAAAGCUAUCUCUGCAAUAUCUAUUCUAUUUACAGCAAAAUAUAUGUAAAUGUGUUAUCUAAAAAAUAAUCUAUUUUAGAUACCUGUUCUUACAAAAUGCUAGAGCAUCGUUCUGGGGUUAUUUAUUUUGAAGUGGAAGCAAGAGACACAGGAAGCUCAGGUCUUCUACAUCUUGUGUGUGAGACGGAUGAAAAUGUGUAUUUGUAUGCAAGCUUGGAAUAA